GCAGACAGGCUAGGGCAUCACCACCGGGAUUUUGACUAUCGCAAACAUUUUACGUUGACGUGCUUUGGAACUCUUUGUGAUUGUUUCAACUGGGCCGCUAUCUCCGAGACGUUUAGCGUGUUGUGAACCAUGCCCGACAACUUCAAUAUCGUAAAGCACACAGCGCUACUGCGAGCUUCGAUGAAAAAUUGCGCUUCCAGUGUUUGGUGGACGACUGUGGAUGGUGCUGAAGGAAACGAGCUAAACCGCAAGCGAUUUCUCACAGCCAUGAGUCAACUGCACGCGAACCUCCUGAAAUUGCUUCUCACAAAGAAGCACUUGAAGAUUUCAGCUCUCAAAGCUCGCAAGUUGCGCGAUUCUCUGAAGAAACUCCACGAGGACGCUGCUGGCCGAGGUCAGGAGAGCCAGUCGUACUUCGGAGUACCUCUGCAUCUCCAACAACAGGCGACUUCGUCGCUCACGUCGAAUCCGGUUCCUCACAUUCUGGAAGCUAUCACCUCGCAUCUCUUGAGUCAAGCUUCGCAUGAGGGCAUUCUGCGCAAGAGCGGCAACGAAAGACGUGCGAAUGCGUUGAAGGAUGUCAUGGAGCAGAACAAUGCCGAAAUCCCCUCAGAUUUUGAAUGCUCGAUACACGACGUGGGAUGCAUCCUCAAACGGUGGCUCAGAGCGCUCCCAGAACCCGUUAUACCCAGUAUUCUCCAUGAGGUCUUCGUGAAAUGCGUCGAGUUAGAGUCACAUCAUCAUCGUACGCAGAGUCUCCUCAUGGCCUGCUUACUACUGCCCACUUUCCAUUUGAAUACUCUCAAACAUGUGGCAAUAUUCCUCCAAGAAAUCUCCAAACAAGAGACGAGGAACAAGAUGUCGAGCGCGAAUCUCGCCAAGAUACUAGCACCAUCUUUGAUGCCCUGCGCUGUGAAGGUCGAGACGAACCCGGAGGUGGCCAAAAAAUUCAGCGAUAUGUCAACCGUCGCAGUUCAGGUGCUCAUCGAUCAUGCUCAGCUGAUCGCAAGUCUACCUCCGGAAUUGGAACCCUUGAAAGACUCGUAUAAGAUCCUCUCCGACGAUGAGCUCAGCGAUCACGGAGAACCGCUGGUGAAACGGAAAUUAUUUACCUUCCUUAAACCCAAGCAUGGUAAUCACAAAACUAUUGUGCGCUCUUCGGGAUCCGGAAGGGGCUCACGGAAAGCGAGCUCGACGAAUGCAGUUUCGAAAAUUGUGAAGAGACCCACUCCCCCACGGAUAGAGCCUGACGAGUCCUUACAAGAGCCCGCCGAGGUCAAACCUGACGUCAGAGUCACUCGCAGUGCCUCUAAAAAGCGCCAGCUCAGUGCCGAGACUGUGGGUCGCAUCCGCGAGCGACGGGCUCUGAGAGCGAUCCAGAACACCCGCAGCCAGCCGAGCAUCAGAUCCUUGCCAGUAGUAUCUGGCGGUCGGAGAAAAUCAGUUCGACGAGCUGCAACUACUUGUCGCGCUGAGAAAUCGGCGGGAUCGCCUGCCCCACAAAGAUUCCAGUCAACGAAGAGGCCCGACACCCUCAAACUCAGCGAGAACGAUCCGCUCCGAAAGCCUGUAUGCGAUGACAAUAAGGUCGAGCUCCGCAGACCUGCAACAACAACUAUCUCGGCGGUCUCGAACUCAAGGGAUUCCGUUUCACCCUCUGUUGAUAAGGAAACUGCGCGCAAGAGUUUCUUGGCUGCAAUGCUAGGUUCGCAGGACUCCCAAGUCGAAGCUAAUCUCUCUGAGGAAGUGGAGAACCAUUACAGGAAAACUGAGUGUAUCCCUAGCGGAAUCGAUCAAGUCGACAGCAUAGAGCCAGGUCUGGAUCGUCACGGAGCGCUGAGGAAACCGCUGAUGCCUUCGAAUCGUCGGGCACCCCGAAGAGAGACCCCUGUGUCGAAAGUCACGGCCACAAUAACUGUACAGCUGUGAGGCGCUGGUUGUAGGUAGUCAUAUUCUCAUUCCAAGGAGCGCUUCCCCAAGUGCCCAGGAUGCAGAGAGCGCCGUGGAUUACGCUGUCGCUGGAUCACUGUUUCACCGAUUUCAAUCUACGGCACGUGAAGGUGCUCCACAAAGGGAA
This is a messenger RNA of Galendromus occidentalis (western predatory mite), 2077 nucleotides long. Its product is annotated as Rho GTPase-activating protein conundrum. The record is from RefSeq and is a predicted model, not a curated record. Lineage: Eukaryota; Metazoa; Arthropoda; Arachnida; Mesostigmata; Phytoseiidae. Gene Ontology annotation, biological process: signal transduction. The transcript is spliced from 8 exons. The coding region runs from base 130 to 1929 and encodes 599 amino acids. Gene Ontology annotation, molecular function: GTPase activator activity.